Messenger RNA from Hevea brasiliensis (rubber tree), 791 nucleotides. RefSeq names its product zinc finger protein 5-like. Gene Ontology annotation, molecular function: transcription cis-regulatory region binding; DNA-binding transcription factor activity. The transcript has a single exon. Lineage: Eukaryota; Viridiplantae; Streptophyta; Magnoliopsida; Malpighiales; Euphorbiaceae. Gene Ontology annotation, biological process: cytokinin-activated signaling pathway; trichome morphogenesis; gibberellic acid mediated signaling pathway. The record is from RefSeq and is a predicted model, not a curated record. The coding region runs from base 48 to 530 and encodes 160 amino acids. Gene Ontology annotation, cellular component: nucleus.
CAAAGCGUAUGAAUCAAAGUUUGUAUAGCUAGUAAGCUAGGUUUAGCAUGAUGAGCGCAUCAAAAACAAGGAACGCAUGCCUUAAAGAAAAUCCAUGCUCAGCUUUGAAGCUGUUCGGCUUUUCGUUGAAGGUGACUGGCUCUGAGGAAUCCUCAGUGACAGUAAAAGGACCUUAUAAUGGAUAUAGGAGAAGAUUUGAAUGUCACUACUGUCACCGAGAAUUCUCUAAUCCUCAAGCUUUAGGUGGCCAUCAAAAUGCACAUAAGAGAGAACGUCUACGUGCAAUUGCAAGGCGAGCCCAGCUUGCAAACCAUUAUCAUCAACAGCCCAUAACAGCUGUCCCCGCCAUCAACUCGGAUUCAAUGGGAUCAGGACCCUUCAUUUGUGCAACAGCACCACCUUUUUCAGAGCCAAGUCCUGGAGACCCUCCUCAAGCUGUCAGCACAGGUGGCUCGGGGCCUUUUGUUUCAGAAGUUAAUGGAGGAGAUGAUGAUGUUGAUCUGCACCUGCGGCUGGCACUGUAUCCAUGACCUUUCGGUGAUGUGUUUCUAGGUUUUAACUCUUCCAUAGCAGAUAUAAUUACAGGUUGAUUUAUCCAUUUGGGAUGAAUAUAUAAUAUACUAUAGCUACCUUUUAGUGUACUAUUCUGAACCAUUUAGAAUCACCAGAUAAAUGUUUGGAAGUUAUUUAGGUUUGACUGUAACGUGAUGAAUAUAUUAAAAUAUUAGAUUUUUCAUUCACUGUCUAGAUUGAUGCACAUAAUGUAAUAUGUAAUCAAAAUUUUUAUUGAA